Molecule: messenger RNA, 2175 nt
Organism: Pectinophora gossypiella (pink bollworm)
Lineage: Eukaryota; Metazoa; Arthropoda; Insecta; Lepidoptera; Gelechiidae
Gene: aln
Product: divergent protein kinase domain 1C
Exons: 4
Coding region: 590-1861 (423 amino acids)
Source: RefSeq, a predicted model, not a curated record
ACGGGACAGUUGCUUUCUUCAUUGAAUAAUCUAAAUAAUUAAUACGAAGUGGUGUUUUGUGGUUAAUGAUCGCAUUAAGUUAGUCGGAAGACAUUCGCGAGUGUUAUUAUAUUGGAGUAUUCAAUAAACAAAGUGUAUCUGCCUAUUUUCUCUUCGUGUCAGGAAGCCGCUUCAUAACUCAAAAGUUUAUGCGGACUUUUGAGUUAAUUCGUUUGGGGUUCGGAGUAGGAGUCUACUCCGAGGGUGGGGGCUUAGGUUUCAUCAUCAUCACCUUUCAUCAUUUCAUUAAUCAUCAAGAAAAAAAAUACGUCAGACAUGGCUGUAUGGGCAUAGUUCCCUUUGCCUUACCCUUCGGGGAAAACCAAACCAAAAAAAAAAAAAAAUCAGUUAAUCAGCUGUUCUGCCUUAGCAGGUUUUGUACAUAACUUAUUAAAAAACAUGAAAAUGAGUUCGAAUUUGCAGUUUAUGUUAAACAUAAUAUUUUAUUUCGUUUGGUCCUACCCUAAGCUUUGAUUUAUAAUGGGAGGUAUGAAAAGCAGUCAACCUAUCUGCCUUCUAUGUACACAAAACACAAAGCUCAGUUACAUAUAUGAUACAUUAUAUUUGUAUUCCUUGGUCCUAUAGUAAAAGUUACAAGCCGAACUCAAUCAUGAGAGGGUUAAGGCAUCAGUUGCUUUGUAGACUGACAUCUAGUUGGAUUAAAUACUUAAAGCGAAGGUCAACUGUGGGGUUGUUCUGUAUUUUUCUUCUUCUGAUACUGAUGAGAUGGAAGCUACUCUGCUCAAACAUGCAGCCUCUACAGCACAUACAGAAUGUGUGUAACAGCUACACAAGUGGUAACUCAGUGGGAAACCUGUGUGGAGAUCUGUGUCAAGCAAGUGGAGUGCCUUCCCUCUCCUGCCACAACUUCUACCAGGAAAAGGAAGCCGUCUUCUCUGGAGCCUGGGGGAACACCAGUGUGGUAUUCAAGUCAGCAAAAAGAUCCAAUGAUGGCGAUCUCCUGUACUGGUUAGAUGCUUCCAAAAAGAGAAUAUAUCCCACUGAGGAUGAUUUCUCAAAUAUGAUCAAGAAUCAAAUAAAAUCAAAGUUUAAUAUUGUGAUCAAUGAAAUUGAUGCACAUAAAAUGUCCUAUGUUGUAAACAGUGCUAAAUGGCCAAACAGACAUACUGAAAUGGAAAAUGUGUGGUCACUCAUGCAAGAUAAUGAAUACCUUGCAUUGGUUCUGUAUGACAAGUUUGCUGUAUUCCCUAAACUAGUAGGCAGUUGUGGUACCCUGUACGCUGUGCAAAAAUUAAAUUCCAUAUCUGGUUUCUGGCAUCUGAUGACUAUGUACGAUAGCCAAGAAGAGUGGUUAAAAAGAAUUAGAAUAGCAAUUCUGAUAUUAGACUUUUUGAUGCACUUAGAAAGUGGUCUUCCUGAGCCAGUGCUUAUUUGUAAUGUCAAAAUGAACCACUUUGGCGUGACUGACGACUUUAAGAGAAUAAUGUAUCUAGAUUUAGAUUCAGUCCAUCCCCUAAGUAUAGCUAAUAGGAUGACGGGCGAUAGUUCUCAAUGUAAGCGACACAGUGAUUGUGAUUAUUUGAAUUGUCGGUCCUUUUGUAACUUGAUUAGUAGGAGGUGUGAGCAUGGGGUGGCGAAUAACAAUCUGCAGAUAGUGUGUGAGAGAAUAUUCCUAGGGUGGGUGAUGUCGGGGCGGGUGAUGGUCCCGGGGCUGCUGCUGGGCCCGCGCGCGCCGCGCGUGCUCGUCGAGCUGCUCGAGCUGUGCGCCAACCCCGCCAACGAGCGCGGUACACCUCGCUCGCCCGCCACUAAAGAAAUACGAAAGAGGCUGUACGAUCUACUUGUCCACAUGACAUAUUAGUACACACGUCUGUGAUAAUUUUGCUCCUUACACGAUUUCUAGUCAUUAGUGUGUAGGUAGGAUGUUAUAAACAAUUACAACGUUUCAGCUUUAAUAUUUUUGUGAUGUUCUUUUUUAUUAUUUUAGGCCUAAGCUUUUAUUAUUAUUAUAAUCCAUACUGUUUACAUAUUUUAUUUUAUAUAAUUGUAUCAGUUAAACAUGUAUCACCACUAGAUGGCGUUAGUAGCACUAUACACAUUUUCCUAAAAUUUUACUCAAUAUCCUGUCUUCUAUCUAAAAAACAAUAAAUAAAUGAAAAACUAUUAUAAUAUUAA